Messenger RNA from Trichomonas vaginalis G3, 906 nucleotides. RefSeq lists its product as uncharacterized. Lineage: Eukaryota; Parabasalia; Trichomonadida; Trichomonadidae. The transcript has a single exon. The record is from RefSeq and is a predicted model, not a curated record. The annotation marks the transcript as partial.
AUUAUCCUCAAACUCCUCCUCAGAUUAUCCUCAGACUCCUCCUCAGAUUAUCCUCAGACUCCUCCUCAGAUUAUCCUCAGACUCCUCCUCAGAUUAUCCUCAGACUCCUCCUCAGAUUAUCCUCAAACUACUCCUCGGUCUAAUCCUCAGACUCCUCCUCAGAUUAUCCUCAAACUACUCCUCAGAUUAUCCUCAAACACCUCCUCAGAUUAUCCUCAAACUCCUCCUCAGAUUAUCCUCAGACUCCUCCUCAGAUUAUCCUCAGACUCCUCCUCAGAUUAUCCUCAAACUCCUCAAACUACUCCUCGGUCUAAUCCUCAGACUCCUCCUCAGAUUAUCCUCAAACUCCUCCUCAGAUUAUCCUCAAACACCUCCUCAGAUUAUCCUCAGACUCCUCCUCAGAUUAUCCUCAGACUCCUCAAACUACUCCUCAGACUCCUCCUCAGAUUAUCCUCAAACUCCUCAAAUUAUCCUCAGACUCCUCCUCAGAUUAUCCUCAGACUCCUCCUCAAAUUAUCCUCAGACUCCUCCUCAGAUUAUCCUCAAACUCCUCCUCAGACUCCUCCUCAGAUUAUCCUCAGACUCCUCCUCAGAUUAUCCUCAGACUCCUCCUCAGAUUAUCCUCAAACUCCUCCUCAGACUCCUCCUCAGAUUAUCCUCAAACUCCUCCUCAAAUUAUCCUCAGACUCCUCCUCAGAUUAUCCUCAAACUCCUCCUCAGACUCCUCCUCAGAUUAUCCUCAGACUCCUCCUCAAAUUAUCCUCAGACUCCUCCUCAGAUUAUCCUCAAACUCCUCCUCAGACUCCUCCUCAGAUUAUCCUCAAACUCCUCAAACUACUCCUCGGUCUAAUCCUCAGACUCCUCCUCAGAUUAUCCUCAAACUCCUCAAACUACUCCUCGGUCUAA